AAAUGCAUUGGUCAACGUUUAUAUACAAGUCAACGAAACCAGUGUUCAAUAGUUUAGUUAUAAUUUGAAACUGGAGGAGACAAGCGAAUCAAAUCUUUUCAAGGCAUCGCAAAGACACAUCAUGGAUUCAGAUUUGUUUGCAUGCGUGUAUGGAUUGUCCAAUAGUGAUGAUGAUACAUCCAGUGAAGCGUCAAAACAAAAAGAAGACAGUGAAAGCAAACUAGAUUUUCUAGAGAAACUGAUCCAAUUCAAAAUAAACUUCUAUCAACCAGAAAAAGACGGAACCUUGCUCCAUAGGUCAAUCAAAAGGAAGGAAAAACGGAACACUGAGGACUUAAUACAAGCUUACCAGCUUGACUUCAACCGGAUUCGUGACUAUUUAGUGUCUAAAUUUAAUUGGAAUACGAACGAUAAAGUAUGGCUCCGCAAAACGAUACUAGUAGCAAUCGAUAAAGACCACUGCCUAGCUGCAAAAACCCUUGAAAAUCUGCAAAUCUCAAAGGACGAUGUAUCAAGGGCAGUUUUUGUGCUAUUAAAAACAUCUACUGAAGGAGAAGACGUUGCUGUGAUUCAUCCUAGUGAAACCAAUCGUCUAGCAGUAUUUCAACUAAUCAAUAAGCUCAUUCCCAAUGGUUACCUCACCUGGAACAGCACAGGGAAAGAGACGAAGGAAACACCGAUAGAAGUGGCCGCUUCUAGUGGUAACACUGCAUUAAUCGAUCGCCUCUACAGUUUGGGAGCUGAAAUCGCUUUUCAUGACCAUAGCGCAUUGUUAGCCGCCUGUCGACAUGUUCAGAAAGAUGUCGUUUAUUGGCUAUUAACGGAGCAUUUCGAUCAUUUUGAUUGCACUCUUCGGGACGCUCAACAGCACAAUGCCAUAAUGCUGCUUAUGCAGAGACGGAAGGAAAAACUUUUUGAAUUUGUGCUAGAAAAAAUGAUCGCCUACAGACAGAAGUAUUACCACGAGUCCGAAUCGGCUGCUUUUAAUGAAAUCUUUCGUUUCGAAAAUGAAGAUCUCUCCUGUCUUUCGAUUUUUACGUAUAUUGGAAAAGGCUUAUUCGAGACAGUGGAAAAAUAUAUUGUAAAGUAUAAACUUGAUUUGAGCUACCAAUGGGAGAAUGUUACAAUAUUAUCUGUGAUGUUAAAUCGCAAGAUUGCAUUAGAAUAUUGCUUUGACGAAAUAAGAAAGAAUCCUAAACUUCUAGAGUUUGUCGAUUACGGUUGCACAACAGUUCUACACAACAUGAUCACUUGUGGCUACCUAGAAUUUCUUAGGGAAAUGUAUAUCGUAAAACCGGAGGUUAAAACACACUUUGAAUCCGACGGUGGGAUUAACGUCUUGCAGAGAGCACUUUUCGAAGGAAACUCUGAGCAGUUGCAAUUCAUAUUUGAUAACCACCUAGAGUUUGUUAAAAACAGAUCUGAAGAAUUGCGACAACAUAUUGAGCGGCUUAAUUCAAAAUCUCUAAACCCUAUUAAAGAUUUGAUUUUGAAUUACUUUCCUGAGCUUCGUAAGGAUAUUGAAGAUGCAUGUCAAUCUAAGCCAGAAUAUUAUUCAUCUACCGAUUUAGAGUGGUCGUUCAAUAAACUUCAUGUAGACGUAUCCUCGGUUCCGAUAAAACUACAAGGCCCACAAGCUCCCAAUAGCAUUAGAGGGAAAAAUGGCGAAACUCUUCUUCAUUUAGCCGUGGAUAAAGACGAUACUGCUUUCCUUAUCGAAAUGCUAGAAUCAGAUUGCGACCUGAAUACUGUGGAUAACGAUGGAAACCACCCGGUACAUUUUGUGAGAAGUUUAGGCAUGCUGAAUCUGCUUAUUGAGAGACACCCAGAGGGGGAGAAAAUUGUACAUUACACAAAUGCAAAUGAUUUUACCGUUCUGCAUCAUGUUUGCUCUCGCUAUAUGGAACGAAAGCCUCGGCUUCAUUUGGUAGAGCGCAUAGUAGAAUGUGGAGGAGAUGUAAAUAUGUUGAACAAUCAAGGAGAGACAGCACUGUUUCUAUUACUGGAAUGCGGCCCUUUAGAUAUUCUAUUAAAACACAAUAUCAAACUAGAUAUAAUCAACAAAAAGGGUGAAACCGCUCUAUUGCAUCAAGCACGCAAAGGAAAUGUCUGUAUGACCACCGCAUUACUUCCGAAGUAUAUUGAUCUCCCAGUUUACAAAAUUGAUGCUCAUGAAUAUUUGAGACUAAUGAUGCGAAGCAGAUCUCGAGAUUCCUUCAGUUGCGAUUAUCAGUGGUUUUUGGAGAAGAACCCGGAAACAACUAAAUUUUUGUUCGACUCUUUAUAUCAACAUUCGCGAGAGGAAGCAUCGAAGAUGUUUGCCAAAGCAUGUUACAGUGCUUUUAAUUUCGUAGUGGAAAAAUUUUUAGACUACGACUACGAUUUAAACUACAAUUACGCGGACGAAGACGGAUAUACACCGAUUAUUGGACUGCUGAGUUACAUGGAGGAGGAAAACGGCCAUUUAGUCAAACGGCUCCUCGAAAAGGGUGGAAUUGAUUUGGAAGCACGUAACAGCUGGGGGCGAAAUGCUCUUUUAUCGUUAACCAGUCGCUUUAGAUCUGCUCAGUGGUAUGGCCACAACGUUGAAACAGUACAACUACUGUUAGACUACGGGGCCAACAUAAAUGCUGCCGAUAACGAUGGAAAUACGGCACUCCACCUGGCAUUCUCGGCAAGUGAGAGAGAACUGGCUGAGAUGUUAGCUCGGAAAGGAGGAGAUUUGAAGGCUGUGAACAAAAGUGGAAAAAUUCCGUACCAAAUGGUAGGCAAGUUAGAUCAAGAAUUGUUCUAUUUCAUGGUAUGAAA
Sabethes cyaneus is the source of this 2808-nucleotide messenger RNA. RefSeq lists its product as uncharacterized. The transcript has 2 exons. The coding region runs from base 122 to 2806 and encodes 894 amino acids. Lineage: Eukaryota; Metazoa; Arthropoda; Insecta; Diptera; Culicidae. Gene Ontology annotation, molecular function: protein binding. The record is from RefSeq and is a predicted model, not a curated record.